Messenger RNA from Onthophagus taurus, 4452 nucleotides. The record is from RefSeq and is a predicted model, not a curated record. NCBI's taxonomy places the organism in Eukaryota, Metazoa, Arthropoda, Insecta, Coleoptera, Scarabaeidae.
GCAGGCGGAGGCAGUGGUGCCAUUGACAUUGUCUGCGCAAGAACCGGUGCCUUUGGCCUUCCUAAAGGUGAAUCUACAGGUGAUUUUUCACUAUUGGGCGGAUUCGUCUUCGUCUUGGAGAAGUUAAAAAUUGGACGAGAAAAUUUCAGCUAAUAGGAGAAAUGAAACCACUUCUUCCAUUUUUGUUAUUGCUGGCAAAAACUUUGAGUUUUCCCGAAUCUGGUGGUGUUAUGGACACAGAAAAUGGUACUCAAAUAAUCGACGCGAUUGGUAAACCUCUUCCAAAACCUCAAGGAGCUAGCCCAGUUGCGAGCCCAAUUAAUCUAUUAAAUCCUGAUAGAUACGAAUUUUUUACUUUCAACGAUAACGGCGAUUUGGUUAAGAGGUUAAUGACCCUGGAGGAGAUUCAAGGGAUCAUCGCGAAUGGCGAUGGGGAAGACUUUAAUUAUAACGUAGCUGAGUAUUUGCCGGAGAAGAAGGUUAACGAUAUCGUUUCGAACGUUCAAAAUGUGCUUAAAGAGCAGAUGGUCAAUCAUAAGCAAGUUGCCAAACCAAUUUUGGAUACUCCGGAUGUUUCGAAUUCUUGGAGCAUGAUUUUGCCCGCUUUCUUUGGCAACACUGGGGAGGAAAUCACCCCAGAGAAGAUUAGUGAUGAUAUUACCACGAAAAUUAAGGAGUUUGAGAAGUUAACUACUCCUCUUUAUGCGUCGAAUAAACCAAAUUCAUCUUUGUCUUUAGUUACAUCAAGUUCUCCUUCAACAUCUACAAGAAUUCCUCCAACAACAACUUCUUCACCAAAUAAGAUUUCUUCAACUUCGUCAUCAACUCAAAUUUCUUCUUCCCCAUCAACUAAGAUAUCUUCAACUUCGUCAUCAACUCAAAUUUCUUCUUCCCCAUCAACUAAGAUUUCUGCAACUUCGUCAUCAACUCAAAUUUCUUCUUCCCCAUCAACUAAGAUAUCUUCAACUUCGUCAUCAACUAAAAUUUCUUCAACAACUUCUUCAUCAACUAAAAUUUCUUCUUCCCCAUCAACUAAGGUUUCUUCUUCUCCAUCAAUUAAGAUUUCUGCAUCAACAACUUCUCCAUCGACAACAAAUUCGCCAUCUUCGACGAGUUCAACUCCAAUAAAUGAGUUAAAAUUGGUUACAGAGACUCAAUCUUCGCCAAAUUUGAUUACAGUUGCCAUCAUUUCAGAUACAAAGUAUAACAUAACGAAUUUAGGAGGAACUAAUUCGCCAAUGGUGACCAUUUUGCCUUUUAAUUCAACAACGCCGAAGAUUUCAACCAGCACAAAAUUGGAUGAAGAAGAAAGUAAGAUAACUCAAAGUUUAUCCGACAUCGUAACAGAUCUUGUCGUUGAAAAAACGAAGAUAUCUGAGGUUCCAACUAAAAUCAACGAUGAUUUAGAUUUCUUAACUUCAUUAAAAUCGACUCCAUCAACUUCACCGGAAGCAAUUAAAUCCUCAAUUAGAAACGAAAACGAUUUUUCGACUUGGUCUUCAAUUAAAAUUGAGUCAACAACACCAUCGAUUAACCCAUUAACGACGCCGUUACAAGAAACGUUAACAACUGAGGCUUUAAAAGUGUUGUUAAAGGAGGAAUUGCCGGAAAUGACGAUUAAUAGUUUGGCUUCUUUGAAGAGUACAACCCCAAUUUGGAUCAUAAUUAAGAGGAAGCCUGAAAAGGGGGAAGAAAACAACGUCAAAAUUGCGCAAAAAGAAGAAAUAAAAACAGUUUUGAGCCAAAAUGAAGAAAUCACCGAAAAUCCCGAGCUAAAAAAUAUGCCUUUGUUGAAUGAAUUUGCUCCAUUUACUCAUUCGCCGUUGACCACGAAGAAAAUUAAUGAGAUUAAUCUUAAAUUGUCGACGAAAUUGCCUGAGAGUGUUUCUGAGAAGAUAUCUGAGAUAGUGACUGAGGAGGUGAAUGGAGAUGUUGAGAGUACCACUUUGUAUACAACCCAACAAUCGCUGAUGGAAAGUGUUCAUCAACUUUUAUCUCAAACCGUUAACGACGUUGAUGAGCCCAUUCUAAACGUUGAUGCCAACAAGAAAAUUGAAGAAAUGUUGAUGGGGAUGAAUGAAAAACCGAUGCAAGAUCUUCAAGAUGAAGUUGCUACGAUUGGAUCUGCUAUUGGAACGAAAUUAAGUGAAAAUGGAAAUGUAAAAGAUGAAGAUACAAAAAUUGAGAAUACAACUUCAAUUGAAUUAGAACCAACAACAACUUUAAGUGUUGAAGAGGUUGAUUUUUCGGAAGCUUUGAGUUCUGUUUUGUCACAAAUUUAUUCGUUGGAUGAUGGGACAACGCCCCUUGCUGAUUUGACGACGGAAAGAGUUGAUGAAACGACGCGGUUAAGUGAGGCAAAUGAGUUAAGCACGAUGACCGUUGAUUUGGAAACGACCACCUCGAUUGAUGUUGAAGAGGAAACUCAAACAAAUCUGGUACCAUCAACGAUUCGACCAAAUUUUGACGCCGAAAUUGAGCUGGAUCAAGAAGAAAGCAAGAAUACGACGAAUUUUAUUUUUUAUGGGGCGAAUGAGUCUUCGACGAUUCCUUAUGGGGAGAAGUUGAUGCCUAAAGAGACUACUUUGAAAAUUAAAUCAUCAACGAUUUUGCCAAUUAUGUUGCCAACGAUUUCGCCAUCAACUUCACCACCAAUUUCAUCAUUAAUCUCACCAUCAACUUCACCACCAAUUUCAUCAUCAACCUCACCAUCAACUUCAUCAUCAACCUCACCAUCAACUUCACCACCAAUUUCAUCAUCAUCACCACAAAUUUCAUCAUCAACCUCACCACCAAAUUUAUCAUCAACAAUCCCAUCACCAUCAUCAUUAUCAAAACCACAACCCAAUAAAACAGCUACCUUCCCCGAAAAACUGAAUUCAUGGACUUUAGUAUCAACAAUCAUCCCAUCACCGCCACCAACAAAACAACCAUCAACAACCCCCCCUCCAAUAAAACUCCCAAACCAACCCUUCCACGGAUUUGGAUUGGAAGAAACAACUUCGCGCUUAGACACUGAUGUCUAUCAAUUUGUAGAACUCUGCAACGAAUUAUCUUUUGGAUUUUGGUCGGCUGUGACGAACGGGAUAAGUUCCGCGCGAAGUAUUUUUGUGUCCCCGUUCGCGGCGACUUCGCUUUUGGCAAUGGUGUUUUUGGGGGCGAGAGGGGCGACGUCGGGGGAGAUGAACGAUAUUUUGAAGUUGGAUGAUAUGGUGACGUUUAAUCCGCAUUUGAUUUUUAAAAAUGUUUCGGAGUCGAUUGAGGCGGGGAAAGGGAGUGGGGUGGCGGUUUCUGUUAUUGCGAGGGAGUUGUAUAGCGAUCGGGGGAAAGGGAAGUUGUUGAGUUUUUAUAAGGAGAGGGCGAAACAGUUUUAUGAUGGAUUUGUUGAGGAGGUUAGUUUUAAGGAGAUUGGGGAUGUUGUUAGGAGGAGAACUAAUUUGAUUGUGAAGAAGAAUUCUGGGGGGAAGAUUCAGGAAUAUUUGAAGGAUAGUAGUAUUAUUUUGAGACCUCCUUUGGCUGGGGUUAGUGCAAGCGUUUUUGAGACUGAUUGUUCUCAAGCAUCAACUGAAGGAAGAGAUGGCGAACUCCACUUCGUCGUUUUACCAUCAAUUCGCCAAAGGAAAUUGGUUCCAAUCCCAGCCGCAGUUUAUCGUUCAGGAUUUUUGGCCGGUUAUGACCCCCAAUUAGACGCAACAGCAGCAGCAAUCGGAGGUCCCGACCAAACAAUUAGUACAAUCUUCGUAAUCCCCGGUCAACAAGGAAUAGCAGCCCCAGGCGAUGGUCUUUUACGCUUAGAAAAGCAACUCUCAGAAACAGCCUUUAAAAAAGGCUCAUGGGGGCGUGUUUAAAGGAGUUUAAUUCCACGACCUGGAUUAGAACUACAAAUCCCUAGGUUUAUGCAUAAAAGUAUUAUUAAUUCAACGGUGGCGUUUCAAAGAAUGGGGUUAAAAGGUUUGUUUAGUUUUGGUAAAGCUGAUUUAAGGGGGUUGAAUGGGCAAGCUCACGAGUUACAUCUUUCUGAUGUUUUGCAAUUGAAUACGUUUACGACUUGUGGGGAAAAUUUGAUUGGGGAUGAUCAUCACACUGAGAUUUAUCCCGCAACUUCGCGUCGGCCUUCGAGGAGAUCGAGAAAACUCGGGUAUUAUUUAUCCGAAUCUGUGUUUACGAUGGAAGAGAAAAGUUUUGGUGAUGAACCGCGCGAUUAUCAAAGAUCUUUUGAUGACCCCCUACACGAUCCUGAUUUAUUAACUUUACCUUUACCUUUAAGACCACGACAAGCUCGUCUCCCGGACGCCCCAAGACUGAGAUUUGAUCGACCAUUUUUGUUCUUCGUCCGACACAACCCAACGGGGAUUAUUCUUCAUAUGGGAAGAUUCAAUCCGAGACUGUUACCUUAAGACAUGAUUUAUUUAGCGAAUAAGAAUUAGAAAAUAGAUUUGUAUAUAAACAUUA